Molecule: messenger RNA, 5193 nt
Organism: Zootoca vivipara (common lizard)
Lineage: Eukaryota; Metazoa; Chordata; Lepidosauria; Squamata; Lacertidae
Source: RefSeq, a predicted model, not a curated record
CUCGCGAAAGCAAGGUGGGUUGGCCCCGGCCUUUUGGCCCUCCCGCCGUUGCCAUACAGCUGCUGCUGCUGUUGCUGCUGCUGCAAGCCAAAGCCAGGCACCCGAGGUCUCCACCAUGGAGCGCAGCUCGGCCGCCGUGGGUGCCGUGAGGCGCCUCCGUACGCAGCAGCAGCAGCAGCACCCUCGCCCAAACCACCACCAGCACCCGCAGCAGCAGCCGCCGCCGUGGCGCCCGGACCAGGAGCCGCCCGACGGACUGGACGGGAAGAAGCUGCCGCCGGGCAGCCGGGGAGGAGGAGGAGGAGGAGCGCGGGGCCUCCCGCUGCUGCUGCUGCCGGAGGCGCGCACGGCCCUGGUGCUGCUGCUCUACUUGCUGGCGCUGCGCGGGAUCGCGCACCUCUCCCUGCGGAGGCUGGUGCAGCCGGCGGAGCGCCGCCCCGGCGAGGAUUUCAACGCCCUGCGCGCCAGGACUUACCUAGAAAACAUUACUGCAAUUGGACCCAGAGCAGUUGGAAGUCCGGAAAACGAAAUCUUCACAGUCAACUACCUCUUGGAGCAAGUUAAAGCUAUUGAAACUCAAAGCAGUCAUGUGCACACCAUCUCCGUCGAUAUACAGAGGCCCACGGGCACCUUCAGUAUUGAUUUUCUCGGAGGCUUCACCAGUUACUAUGACAACAUUACUAAUGUCGUGGUCAAGCUAGAACCCAGGACCGGAGCGGAGCAUUCUGUGCUCUCCAAUUGCCACUUUGACUCUGUACCAAAUACUGUCGGGGCCAGCGAUGACGCCGUCAGCUGUUCUGUGAUGCUUGAAAUACUGCACACCCUUUGUAAAUCACCCGAGCCCUUGCAGCAUGCUGUCAUAUUCCUGUUUAAUGGCGCAGAAGAGAGUGUCCUGCAGGCUAGUCAUGGCUUCAUUACUCAGCACCCCUGGGCUAAAUCAGUUAGAGCAUUUAUUAAUCUGGAGGCUGCUGGAGUAGGAGGGAAGGAACUUGUGUUUCAGACAGGACCUGAAAACCCCUGGCUGGUGCAAGCAUAUAUCUCGGCUGCAAAACACCCUUUUGGUUGCGUUGUGGCUCAGGAAGUUUUCCAGAGUGGCAUUAUCCCCGCAGAAACAGAUUUCCGCAUUUACAGAGAUUUCGGCAACGUUCCAGGGAUAGACCUGGCUUUCAUUGAAAAUGGUUACAUCUACCACACGAAGUACGACACGGCAGACCGAAUUCUGACAGAUUCUAUUCAGAGAGCAGGUGACAAUAUUUUGGGUGUGCUAAAGUACUUAGCGCAGUCGGACAAACUGGCCAGAUCUCAUGAAUAUCGACAUGGAAAUGUUGUCUUCUUUGAUGUCUUUGGCAUGUUCGUCAUGUCCUACCCAGCUCGUGUCGGUUCCAUUAUGAACUAUAUCGUUACAGCAGUUGUGUUACUUUAUCUGGGGAGAAAAACAUUGCAGCUGAGAAAAAGAGUGAGUUACCUGAAGGAACUUGCCAUCGCCUUUGGCUUCUCAGUUCUCAGUUGGCUUGCUGUCUUGAUUGGCGUCCUUCUCAUAGCUGUCUUAAUCUCUCUUCUUGGACGCUCCCUUUUUUGGUACACCCAUUUCUACGCCUCCGUUUUUCUGUAUGGAACUGCAGCCGUGGCUAAACUAAUUCUCUUGCAUACGUUAGCCAAGACAUUCUAUUACAAAAAUACAAGCGAACAGUUCCUGGGAGAGCUCUUCUUUGACGUUCCAGUUGUUUUUUGGUCCAUUAUGUUGGCUUUGCUUACUUACCUAGGACAUUCCUCAGCAUUUGUCAGCGCAAUAUGGAUUGUGUUUCCUCUGCUCACAAAAUUAAUGACCUAUAAGGAACUGAAAGAAAAAGGUGCCACAAUGAAAUUUGUAGCAGUUUACCUCCUGGGAAUGUUUAUUCCGCAUGUCUAUUCGUUAUACCUCAACUGGAUUAUAUUUGAAAUGUUAAUACCCAUCCUGGGACGCAGUGGUUCAGAAAUUCCACCUGAUCUUGUCGUGGCUGCUUUUAUCGUUUUGGCGACGAUAUUUCUGUCUUCCUACUUUCUUAAAUUCAUCUACCUUGCCAAAAGUACAAAGAUGACAAUUUUAACGUUAGCAACGGUUUCUGCGAUCACGUUCCUCCUGGUUUGCAGUGGAAUCUUCUUCCCUUUCAGUUCAGAUUUCGCAAACCCCAGACCAAAGCGAAUCUUUCUUCAGCACAUGAGUCGAAGAUUUCAUAGCCUGGAUGGGCGGUUGGCGAAAAGUGAUUCUGGAAUAUGGAUUAAUGGGCUCGACUAUGGCGGGAUAUCUCAUAUCACUCCUCAUAUACCUGAACUCAACGAUUCCAUUAGAACAAAAUGCGAGGAAGGCGCACCUCUCUGUGGAUUUCCCUGGAUCCUUCCCGUGGACUAUUUAUUCAAGAAAAACUGGUAUCUUCCUGCUCCAGCCAUCACUCCCAAGAAACCAGCUCAAUUUAAGCUUCUCUCCAAAGAGCAAACGCCGUCAGCUUCUACAAAGUUCACCUUUGAAAUAACCGGUCCAAGCCACAUGUCCGUGUUUCUUCGGCCACAUGAAGGUUCAACACUGUCCAGGUGGUCUCUUGGAGAUGGAACUCCUGUUGCUAAUAAUGUAGGCAGAGAUUAUUUUAUAUAUUAUACACAUGGACUCCAGGCCUCACCAUGGCGCUUCUGGAUAGAGAUGAAGGCUUCUGAAGAGCCCACUAAAGGAAUGGUCACCCUUGCUGUGGUUUCGCAGUAUUUAUUUGAAGAAAAUCACAACUCUCCUCAGCUGCAGGCUUUAGCUGAAAGAUUUCCCAACUGGACUUUUACCUCAGGCUGGGUCUCCACCUAUGAUCAAUUUAUCUUUUAAUCCGGAGAUAACACAAAGGGCAUUGCACUAGUGCUCGACUGCAGUGUCUUUGAGUAGAAGUUGGACCAACCCCAAAAUGCGCUCACUUUUCUAUGGGGAACAAGUGGAAUGAAGGCCAGGCUCUAUCGGAUGCAAGCGCACAGUGCUAUCGUCUCUUUGGACUUGGAAGCACUGAGCUACCCACUUUGGCCUUCUGUAUGCAUGUAUGUAUGUGUUGGGUUUUCAUUCUUGGCAAUACCAACUAUUCAGUAGUUGCUAAAAUUGUCAAUGGUCAGUUCCCAUUCUUUAGUUGCUUUCUUACAAGUUAGUAAAAAACUACACAUUUCCACCGUGUUGUUAGAAGCUUGCAGGAAAUCAAGUUGCACAUGCUUAAAACGUGCUCCUUUAAAAGACGCUGGAAUGAGGAACUCUGUUCAGAGAUAUUGAUCAUAGUAUGCUCAUCUGUAACUCCUUCCACUUAAGAUUACCUUGCUCUACCCUGUUUCUAUUGAACUUGAUGGGACUUGCUUUUGAAUAGGUACGUGUAGUAUUAAUGCUAUUCAUGUUUGGGAUUUUGCUAUUAAUGACUCCAGCUUUCAAAGCCCAAAUAUUUUAGUGCAUCGAGGGGAAGGAAACGUAUUCCAAAAGGAAACAUGUUGGGAAGAAUUGCCUAGGAGGAGGCUGAGAACAGCCCGCCAUAAAUUAGAAGCCAUUUGCAGGCGAAAUAAGCAAAACAUGAAGUGAUAUAAAAAGCAAAUUGUUUCAGAUACACAGUAAUAACUUCAGACAGAAGGUUCAGGUCCCAUCGAGCAGCUUUUUUGCAGGGGAGGUUUUCAGUCAGAUCAUAGAAAGUACUUCCAGUGACAACCAAUAUACCCCUUUCCCCCUCCUACCUCAUUUGCUUCAUUUGCAUAGUGAAGGAAGGGGAAAAAAUUUCAUCAAAAUGAGUAACAUAGGCUGGAAAGUCUCUCUGCUGGAGAUGUAAAGGGGCAUAUGCCAGAAUGUUCAGAGAACUUAAUUGUAUAAAAUACUACUCUAUUCUCUAGAGCAGGCGUCCCCAAACUUGGCCCUCCAGCCGUUUUGGGACUACAAUUCCCAUACCUGACUGCUGGUCCUGUUAGCUAGGGACGAUGGGAGUUGUAGCCCCAAAACAUCUGGAGGGCUGAGUAUGGGAAGAAAAUAAGUACUGGGCAGAAAACCUUCAUUUCCCAGUUAAGCUAUAGUAGGAAGCUGUAAGGCUAUGUUGCCCCUCUGAGCUCAUCAAGACUCAGGUUUGUGAUGCUGCUGCCAAGAUGCCAAAUAACAAAGCGUACAAACCGUGUUCCUGUAGCGGCUUUCACACAGGUGGGUUAGGAACAAAACCAUAUGCAAAGGCCAAGGUGAGAAGUAGCUUACUGCAAUUCUACCGUGAAGUAAGUUCCAUUUAAAGGAGUUCCCUCCAAGUAAAAAUAAUUAGAUCAGGAUGCUAUCUGAAAUCCCUAGUUCUUCAGCUUUACUGUCCCAAAUUUUCUUCGAUUUUUUCCAUUCAGAUGACUUCUCAACAUUUCCAUUUGCCUCAUUUUUUUUAAUGCCAGUAAUCCUGAAUUGCAUUAAUAUUACCUUAUUAAUGUCUUGGAAAAUGUUGCAUAAUUUUAAUUUGAACGUUAAGGUCAAUGCCAGCCUAGAUGCCUGUGUGCCACUGAAACUAGCAGCUGUGUGCAUUUCGCUCCCCCUUUGCUCUCUGUAGCCUCUUGUAUAACUUGUUUGUGUCAUGACAUUGUGGGCUGCAAUUUUCCUGUCUCCGUUCUAAAUCACCCAAUGGUGAUUGGAAGGAAAUUCAGAAUUCCGUUGUAUCGGAACACAAGGCGCGUUAUACUCCCCGUUACAGAGGGGUGGGGAAGCUAAAUAUUGUGGGAAAUGUUUAGUGGAAUGCACCAGCUGGUCCUAAGUAAGAGCACUGCUUUGUACUUAGAACUCAAAUAUUUCAAGCAAAGCCCAACAAAUUGCCUAUAUUAUUACUGUCUUAAUUGUUGUAGCUACAAACCUGCAUUAACACGUUAUAUUAAAAAGUGCACAAACUCUUUGCACUAAAAACAACUGGUUUUGCAUGUAGUAUUUUCCAUUCGUGUUUAUCUGUCCCAAAUCUCUUGCGGAUCUUAAAUGUACUGCAUCUUAAUGUACUGCUUUUGCAACAUGCGUUUAAAAUCUCAGUGCACCUUUUGCACAUAGUCUGUUCUCCAAUAAACUGAGAUUGGAGAAAGUCAGAACUCACCAAGCUUCCCCCCCCCCAACUGAUUUACAUUGUGCCUCAAAACUUACAUAAUGGUUUGAAAAUGACUCUGCAUGAUGUAAAUAUGGAGUAAUGAAAAAUACCUACAUGUCUCAGAGCA